CAAGUUUACCCAAGAUAGAUGAUGACCUAAAAGGAACUGUAACCAUGAAUGAAGAAAACAUAGAUGGAACAAAUGGAUGCAGUAAAGUCAGAACUGGUACUCAGAAUGAAGCAGCAUUACUUGCUUUGAUGGAAAAGACUGGUUACAACAUGGUUCAAGAAAAUGGGCAAAGGAAAUUUGGUGGUCCUCCUCCAGGUUGGGAAGGUCCACCUCCACCUAGAGGCUGUGAAGUUUUUGUAGGAAAAAUACCUCGUGAUAUGUAUGAAGAUGAGUUAGUUCCUGUAUUUGAAAGAGCUGGAAAGAUAUAUGAAUUUCGACUUAUGAUGGAAUUUAGUGGUGAAAAUCGAGGGUAUGCUUUUGUGAUGUACACUACAAAAGAAGAGGCCCAAUUAGCCAUCAGAAUUCUUAAUAAUUAUGAGAUUCGACCAGGGAAGUUUAUUGGUGUGUGUGUAAGCUUGGAUAAUUGCAGAUUAUUUAUUGGAGCUAUUCCUAAGGAAAAGAAGAAAGAAGAAAUUUUGGAUGAAAUGAAGAAAGUUACAGAAGGAGUUGUAGAUGUCAUUGUUUAUCCAAGUGCAACUGAUAAGAGCAAAAAUCGUGGUUUUGCAUUUGUUGAAUAUGAAUCUCACAGAGCUGCUGCUAUGGCUAGGAGAAAACUAAUUCCAGGUACAUUCCAACUAUGGGGCCAUACCAUUCAGGUAGAUUGGGCUGACCCGGAGAAAGAGGUUGAUGAGGAAACCAUGCAGAGAGUUAAAGUUCUCUAUGUAAGAAAUUUAAUGAUCUCAACUACAGAGGAAACUAUUAAAGCAGAAUUCAACAAAUUCAAACCUGGUGCAGUUGAACGAGUAAAGAAACUUAGAGAUUAUGCUUUUGUUCACUUUUUCAACCGAGAAGAUGCAGUGGCUGCUAUGUCUGUUAUGAAUGGAAAAUGCAUUGAUGGAGCAAGUAUUGAGGUAACACUGGCAAAACCAGUAAAUAAAGAAAACACUUGGAGGCAGCAUCUUAAUGGUCAGAUUAGCCCUAAUUCUGAAAACCUGAUUGUGUUUGCUAACAAGGAAGAGAGCCACCCAAAAACUCUAGGCAAACUGCCAACUCUUCCAGCUCGUCUCAAUGGUCAGCAUAGCCCAAGCCCCCCUGAAAUUGAAAGAUGCACUUAUCCAUUUUUUCCUGGAACAAAGCUUACUCCAAUUAGUAUGUAUUCUUUAAAAUCCAAUCAUUUCAAUUCUGCGGUAAUGCAUUUGGAUUAUUACUGCAACAAAAAUAAUUGGGCACCACCAGAAUAUUAUUUAUAUUCAACAACAAGUCAAGAUGGGAAAGUACUCUUGGUAUAUAAAAUUGUUAUUCCUGCUAUUGCAAAUGGAUCCCAGAGUUACUUUAUGCCAGACAAACUGUGUACUACAUUAGAAGAUGCAAAGGAACUGGCAGCCCAGUUUACAUUACUUCAUUUGGACUACAGUUUCCGUCGCAGCUCAAUAAAUAGUCUUUCCCCUGUUAGUGCUACUCUCUCUUCUGGGACUCCCAGCGUGCUUCCUUACACUUCAAGGCCUCAUUCUUGUCCAGGCUGUCCCUUGUCACCAACGGUAUCACUUGCUAGUGGCAGCCAUGUCGGACAGCGACUCUAUAUCUCCAAUCAGGCCUCAUUCUUCUGAGAAGAUACUGUAAACACGAGUAUGCAAGUUUCUUUGUAAAGCAUGCCAAUUAAAAUACCGUUUUAUUUUAGAAUCGGGUUUGCACAUUUGGUUUUAAAAUGAUAAAUAUAUAUUUAUUUCAACAUAGUAAACAUCAACCAUAAUUCAGAAUAACCUACAGUUGUAGAACUUGGAAAAAUGCUAAGUUUAAAAAGUUAUUCAGUGGUUUCUCUUGAUAAAGGUAUAGCAAACUACUCUUCUUUUUAAACUUUUGGGAUUUUAAGUACUUCUAAUUCCUGAGUGGGCAGUAGAACCCAAUAGUUUAUGUUAAAUUUUUGCAUAAUAACUUUGCCAAAUAGCAUUUCACAAAUUAUUUAAGCACUUGCAGACAAUCGUUAUCCUAGAUUUGAUUACCAAGGAUCACUUAUCUGUAUUAGAGAUUAUAACAGUUAUGUAACCAGAAGCAUCUAUUAUGUAGAAAGAAAUGAAGGGCAAAAAGAUUAAGAUACAGAUUUUAUGCAGUACUAAAGGAAAAACAGUCUACCAUUGUGGUCCUUGAAAAUAACUCUAAAUAUUUUAGUUAAUUAUU
Messenger RNA from Callorhinus ursinus (northern fur seal), 2214 nucleotides. RefSeq names its product RNA binding motif protein 46 (gene RBM46). Gene Ontology annotation, molecular function: RNA binding. The record is from RefSeq and is a predicted model, not a curated record. Lineage: Eukaryota; Metazoa; Chordata; Mammalia; Carnivora; Otariidae.